This is a messenger RNA of Clarias gariepinus (North African catfish), 1932 nucleotides long. RefSeq names its product neuronal acetylcholine receptor subunit alpha-7. The record is from RefSeq and is a predicted model, not a curated record. The transcript has 10 exons. Gene Ontology annotation, molecular function: transmembrane signaling receptor activity; acetylcholine-gated monoatomic cation-selective channel activity. NCBI's taxonomy places the organism in Eukaryota, Metazoa, Chordata, Actinopteri, Siluriformes, Clariidae. Gene Ontology annotation, biological process: signal transduction; regulation of membrane potential; chemical synaptic transmission. Bases 82 to 1629 code for a protein of 515 amino acids. Gene Ontology annotation, cellular component: postsynaptic membrane; synapse; neuron projection.
GCUUCGGCGGAGUUCGCGGUGAAGUAUCCGCUCCUGCAGACUAACUUGUCAGGUUUAUUCUCUCUAUCUAUCUAUUAGAGGAUGGAGAUGAAUCAGUUCACAGUCUAUCUUGUGACCACCGCGUUUCUGGUACACGUGACCCUGCAAGGAGAGCACCAGCGGCGCCUUUAUAAGGAUCUCAUGCAGAACUAUAAUCCUUUAGAGAGACCUGUGUACAAUGACUCUCAUUCCCUCACCGUUCACUUUACUUUAAGUCUUAUGCAGAUCAUGGAUGUGGAUGAGAAAAAUCAGGUUUUAACAACCAACAUCUGGUUGCAACUGUACUGGGUGGAUUAUUAUUUGCAGUGGAACCUGAGUGACUACCCUGGAGUGUCCAAUGUGAGGUUUCCUGAUAAUCAGAUCUGGAAACCUGACAUUCUCCUCUAUAACAGUGCUGAUGAGAGGUUUGAUGCCACUUUUCAUACCAAUGUGCUGGUCAACUCAUCUGGCUACUGCCAAUAUCUCCCCCCAGGAAUUUUUAAGAGCACCUGUUACAUUGAUGUGCGCUGGUUUCCAUUCGAUGUUCAACGGUGUGAUUUGAAGUUUGGAUCGUGGACAUAUGGAGGCUGGUCUCUGGAUCUGCAGAUGCUGGAAGUAGAUAUAACAGGCUAUAUAGCCAAUGGAGAGUGGGAUUUAGUGGAGGUUCCUGGACGGAGGAACGAGAGGUUUUAUGACUGCUGUAAGGAGCCGUAUCCUGAUGUUACCUUCACGUUAGUGAUGAGGAGGAGAACGCUGUACUACGGCCUGAACCUGCUCAUCCCCUGUGUGCUCAUCUCCACCCUUGCACUUCUGGUGUUCCUGUUACCUGCUGACUCAGGGGAAAAGAUCUCUUUGGGAAUCACUGUGUUGCUGUCUCUGACUGUCUUCAUGCUUCUGGUGGCUGAAAUCAUGCCUGCGACAUCAGAUUCAGUGCCUCUGAUUGCUCAGUAUUUUGCCACCACUAUGGUGAUUGUUGGGCUUUCAGUCAUUGCUACAGUGCUUGUGCUACAGUACCAUCACCAUGACCCAGAUGGUAGCAAGAUGCCGAAGUGGACACGUGUGGUGCUGCUGAACUGGUGCGCUUGGUUCCUGCGUAUGCGACGCCCAGGUGAACAUCAGGUCCACUCGUCCUGCAACAAUAAAUUACUUCACAGAGGCAGCGUAUCCAGUGUGGAGCUAUGUGUUGACCAGGGGACACUGCAGUCCCCGAACAUCAACACACUCUACAUCGGCUUUAGAGGCACAGAGGGAGUUCACUGCUCCAGCUCAGCCGAGUCAUCACUGAUUUGUGGUCGCUUCAUGCAAGCCAAUGAGGAGGAGGUGUUGCUGCCAGGGGCCACGGAGGCACAGUUAGGGACCAGGGUCGGAGACAGCAACACCAGAGGAGGGACUGAUUUAGCAAAGAUUCUAGAGGAAAUAAGGUACAUCACGAGAAGAUUUCGAAACCGGGAUGAAGAUGCAAGCGUGUGCAAUGAGUGGAAGUUUGCAGCAGCAGUUAUUGAUCGCAUGUGUCUAAUGGCAUUCUCGUUCUUCACAAUACUCUGCACUUUCGGCAUUCUUAUGUCUGCUCCUAACUUUGUAGAAGCGAUCUCUAAAGAUUUCUUUAGUUAAAAGAGCUAUGUACACAUAAACUUACUUUAAGUGUUUCGUAUAUACAUGACUAUAUCUCUACCACAGCAUGACCUGUAGGUUUAAAUAUAUUUUUUGUGACCUGUAGGUUUAAAGAUGAGUUUUUUGUGACGUGUAGGUGGCUUCAAGGCUUCAAGGCUUCGACUUGAAAUGAACUUAAAUUUUUUACAUGAUACCAUGAAGUGUGUACAAUGAAGGUGUGAGAUCAUGUUCAUUACGUAGAUUUCAAUUGCACACUCAUAUGUGUGUAUUAAAAAUGUACUGCGCCACCUGUUGAAUUUUUAA